GCAGCCCAGGGGGAGCUUGAAACAGUCUGACGGACAAAGGGGGAAAAGUCAUGUAGUCGCUUCUGCGCGCAACAGAUAUUCCUAGCAAAGUAUGCGAUUUACACCAGUUGCUGUGAGUUUAUCGAGACUUUUUGUUUUCGAUUAGCAAAUAAUAUGUCACCAAAAGCAUAGUUUGUGGACUCCCGUUGUAUUCAGUGAAAGUUAGGCGGAACUUUCCGGGACAAUGCAGGCGAGUGGAAGUUUGUGUCUGUUUUUGGCACUGAUGUUGCCGUGCUGUUUCGUGGCGUCUGGACAGUAUCACGGAGAUAAUGGAAUAGCCGUCCCGGACCACGGCUUCUGUCAGCCCAUAACCAUCCCCCUGUGCACGGACAUCGCUUAUAACCAAACCAUAAUGCCAAACUUGGUCGGACACUACAACCAAGAGGACGCCGGGCUGGAGGUCCAUCAGUUUUACCCGCUGGUCAAGGUACAGUGCUCGCCCGAACUUAAAUUCUUCCUGUGCUCCAUGUACGCGCCAGUGUGCACAGUUUUGGAGAAAGCCAUCCCGCCAUGCCGCUCCAUUUGCGAGAGGGCAAAGCACGGCUGCGAGGCCCUCAUGAACAAGUUUGGCUUUCAGUGGCCAGAGCGGCUGAGAUGCGAACAUUUCCCGGUGCUGGGAGACGGACACAUAUGCGUGGGCCAGAACGACUCCACGGCUACGGUGGCGCCCGUUCACAUGCCCGUUCCAGGAACGCCGGGCGUUCAGCUGUACUCUUCCCCGGACAAGCCGUUCCGCUGCCCAUCAGUGCUCAAAGUGCCGUCCUACCUCAGUUAUAAGUUCCUGGGCGAGCUGGAUUGUGGUGCUCCGUGCGAGUCCUCCAGAACGCAUGGGGCCUAUAUGUUCUUCACGGACCAGGAGAUUGAAUUUGCGCGGAUUUGGAUCCUUAUCUGGUCUUCUCUUUGCUGUGCAUCCACAUUAUUUACCGUAACCACUUAUUUAGUGGACAUGCAACGUUUUAAGUACCCUGAGCGUCCUAUUAUCUUUCUGUCUGGCUGCUAUACCAUGGUGUCCAUUGCGUACAUCGCUGGGUACUUUCUUGGGGAUAAAGUUGUGUGCAAUGAGAGCUUUUUUGCAGACAGCUAUAAAACCAUCGUUCAAGGUACGAAAAAGGAAGGGUGUACGAUUCUGUUCAUGAUGCUCUAUUUUUUCAGCAUGGCUUCUUCGAUCUGGUGGGUCAUCCUGUCUCUCACCUGGUUCCUGGCAGCGGGUAUGAAAUGGGGCCAUGAGGCUAUUGAAGCCAAUUCGCAGUACUUUCACCUGGCUGCCUGGGCCGUUCCGGCCGUAAAGACUAUUAGCAUCCUGGCCAUGGGGCAGAUCGAUGGAGACGUGUUAAGUGGCGUCUGCUUUGUGGGCCUGAAUAAUCUGGAUCCCUUGAGGGGCUUCGUGUUGGCCCCCCUCUUCAUCUACCUCUUCAUCGGCACCUCUUUCCUGCUCGCGGGCUUCGUGUCGCUGUUCCGCAUCCGCACCAUCAUGAAGCACGACGGCACCAAGACCGAGAAGCUGGAGCGCUUGAUGGUCCGCAUAGGCGUGUUUUCGGUUCUCUACACCGUCCCAGCCACCAUCGUCAUUGCCUGCUUUUUUUACGAGCAGGCCUUCAGGCAGCACUGGGAGAAGAGCUGGAUCAGUACGAACUGUAAGAGCCUGGCCAUCCCCUGCCCCAUGCAGUCCUUUCCUCACAUGACCCCCGACUUCACCGUCUUCAUGAUCAAGUACCUCAUGACUCUCAUUGUAGGGAUCACUUCGGGAUUCUGGAUCUGGUCGGGAAAGACGCUGCACUCUUGGAGGAAGUUCUACACGCGUUUGACCAGUGGCGGGCAAGGGGAGACCACCGUAUGAAACGGGAGAUUGUGGUCCACGUUUUCUUGCAAUAACUGAUUUGAGUUUUUGAAUACAAAAAAAUAAUAAAGUGCCUUUGUCAGUAUUUUGAAAGCAAUUAUACUUGUCUAUUUUCAGAUUGUCAGAGACUUUUAAGUGGAAAGAGAAAUGGGAUGUGAACCACUUGGCUUCCCCAAACAAACACAGCCAAUUUGAUACCAAGUGCAGAAAAGUUUUCCUCCCCCAUUCUGUUGCCCCCCUGUUUUUUCUCAUAAGCUGCUGGCCAUAAAAACUCAACUUGGAAAGUGAGAUACCAGCUGGGAAUUCAACAAACGACAGAGCAAGGAGAGCCGAGGGGGGAGGAGAGCUUGUCAUCUAAUACGGCCGGCAGUUGGGUUAAAUGUAAUUAAAACAUUGUACAUAAUAUUUGUAAAAAUCUGUAUUUGAACAUUAUUAUAUAUUGUAUUUAUGCAAAAUUAUGCUUUUUUUGUGUGUUUUUCAAAGUUUGAUACUCUUCUGUAUUUAGAAUUAGCAGCCACUAGUCUCUCUCUCAUAUCUUCUAUAUACUCAUAUGUUUGUCUUUCUGUUUUGAAUUAAAUUUGCUGUACAUAAUACUCCUCCUUUUCUCUCUGUAAACCUUAUUUAGUCCAAAAGUGAAAGAUUCUCAUGAUGAGUGCUGUAGAUUUAAAGGAAUUUUCUGUCAUCAUUUACUCACCCUCAUGUUGUUCCAAACCUGUAUGACUUUUUUCUUCUAUGGAACACAACACAAGAUAGUUUGAAAAUGUGUGUUAUUUUGUCCAUACAAUGUAAGGCGAUGUGGUCUAAUGUUUUGCAAUGCCUUUCAUUGUAUGGACAAAAACAGUUUUUCAAAACUAAAAAAAAAGAAAGAAAGACAGGUUGUGAAUGACCUGAGAGUGAGUAAAUGAUGACAAAAUGUUAAUUUUUGCAUAAACUAUCCCUUUAAGCAUAUAGUUUUGGCAUAGAAGUUAUUGCUUUAAUUAACUGAUAUUAAAAUAUGUGAAUAUCUUGAUAUUCAUAUUCUUCUUCAUAUAUCUACCAGAUCUUAAGAGUCUUUGUCCACGAACACUAUCUUAAAACCAGAGUUUGGAAUGGUUGUAGGUGAGAGAGAGAUCAGAGAGAGAGAGUGCUGUAUUUUUUUGAUUGUGGUGUGAAGCAGGCAGCCGUUGAGGAGCAAAUGGUUCUCGCAUGGUCCUGAGAGCUGAGGCAUGUGGGGAAAAAUGGAAAGCACAUGAUGAAAUGAUUGUGUGUGUGUGUGUGUGUGUGUGUCACAAACCAGCCUGCUUUACCAAAAUGGUGGAGUGUAGUAUAGUCUGUGAUCAAUAUAAAGUUUUUCUACGGUGUAGGUUUUUAUUCCACUAACUUUCUGUCUCCAUUUAAGGCUGAUUGAUUUUCAUGUCUCCUUUGCUUUAGCCUGUGAGUGUAUGUUUGUGAGCUCAGGUUUCUAAUCUAAUGCAUGCCCCUGGGCAGCCAAUUUCAUGCUCAGCACUUCAUACAAUGUUUGCCUUCUCCCUUUACGCCAAAUCUUACUCAUUUAACAUGCACCACUUUCUAUGUGUGUACUUCAUACCUCGUUUUUCUUUUUCACCAAUUUGUACCCCUUAGAAUUUAUACAUAAAAUAAAUGCCCAUGAGAAUUAA
Megalobrama amblycephala (Wuchang bream) is the source of this 3513-nucleotide messenger RNA. RefSeq names its product frizzled class receptor 2 (gene fzd2). Gene Ontology annotation, biological process: canonical Wnt signaling pathway; non-canonical Wnt signaling pathway. The record is from RefSeq and is a predicted model, not a curated record. Gene Ontology annotation, cellular component: plasma membrane. Gene Ontology annotation, molecular function: Wnt receptor activity; Wnt-protein binding. The coding region runs from base 224 to 1876 and encodes 550 amino acids. Lineage: Eukaryota; Metazoa; Chordata; Actinopteri; Cypriniformes; Xenocyprididae. The transcript has a single exon.